AUGGAAACAUGAAAAAGCAGCUGGAUCUGAUUUAAGAUUUUUCGUCAUAACGAGCAAUUUCGGUGUUUUGAUCUAUAAAUUUCACUUCCUGAACUGGACACUGGUCAAGUACAGCGAUUAAAUUAUAAUAUAGGUGGAAAUAUGUAGAAAUUAUUAUUGUUGUUAUUUUUUAACAAGCUGAUUGUUGGUUACGGGGAAACGGGAGAGAGAAUGGCAGCGCAGCGUCAAACCACUGCUUUCUUUCUUUUUCUUUCUAAUGAUGAUGUAAUGAUGUGUGGGCGUGUUCUUACAUCUUGGUGAAGACCAAAAUAUCAAAAACGAAUGUUUUGACCUUGUGCAGACAUUUAGCUGGUCACCACGAGGAAAACCUUUUUUAAACACGAAAUGCAUUUUUUUUUAAUUAAAAAAACAAUAAAGACCCAGAGUUCCUAUUGGUUACAGAGGUCAGGGUUAAGGUAGUGUUAGUGUUAGUGUAGAUGUAGCAUAGCAUUAAUUACCUGCAGUAAUAAUUAAGUCAGUGCGAGUGUUGUGAUACACCAAAGAGUCUUUUGCGCUCUCUGUUGCUGCUAUUGGUAAGUCGUCUAUAUGCACCCUGUAGAACCGAAUUUGUGUGACAUUCGGACAACCGCAAAUUCGCAUCUACGGGACUACAUGGGCGAUUUCUAACCCCUGAUUCUAAACAGUGCAGUGUGUUUAUAUUUAAAUCAUAAUUAAUCAUAUCGUGUGUGUGUGUGUGUGUGUGUGUGUGUGUGUGUGUGUGUGUGUGUGUGUGUGUGUGUGAGAGAGAGAGAGAGAGAGAGAGAGAGAGAGAGAGAGAGAGAGAGAGAGAGAGAGAGGUGGGGAGUGGUUUGGACAGGGAUGUUAAGACUUUAAAUAGCUGUAAGUACAGAGGUAUAGAGGUGUGGAUAAGUAUAGAGGUGAGCAAAUGAGAUUUAUCCCAUUUUACACAUCAUUGCAGAAUUGAUUUGGGGCGAGGAGUAACUGCUGUUCCAGUAGCCUAACUUUCCUGACUGCUGUAAAAUAAAUAAAUUAAUUAAUUAAUUAAUUAAUUAAUUAAUUAAUUUGUUGACAGAGUAUCAUGGUAACUGAUCAUCACUGAUUACAAAAAAAGAAAUAACAUUUCACAACAAUAAUCCGCCAUUAUUAUUAUUAUUAUUAUUAUUAUUAUUAUUAUUAUUAUUAUUAUUAUUAUUAUCUAACAAUUUAAAGAGCGGCAAUAUUCUGGUAAUCGCAGAUGAGUCUAAAGAUUUAUUUAUUUAUUUAUUUUAAUGUGAAUAGCCAAAAAAUGCAACAUUUCCCAAGUUAAUUUAACACCUACACGUUUUAUCUGCAGGAUUUUUGUGUGUAUUCAUAAUGAUACGAUAUUUGAUCCACACAGAAAAAACAGGCUACACCAGAGACUGAUAAUGAAUUUAUUAAGGAUUUAGCAUGUUUAGUACAUUUUAAAAAUAGGCUACAACAAAAUAAUUCGUAUAGCUAUGUGUAGUUUAAAUUAUAAUAAACUGGCCAAGCAGGACACGAAUGUUUCCUCGGUUUUUAUUGUUGCAGAUCAGAUCUGAGAAACUCUUUGUUGUUGUUGUUGUUGUUUUAUUGCAAACAGAGAUAUUUAAAAUAGAAUUGCGCCUGCGGCUAAUAUCACAGAGAUGCUCAUACAGAUAAACAAGUACUGUGGAGUUUUUUUUCCGCAUAAUAUUUGAGUGGGUUUGGAUGUUGCCAAGAAAAUCUUGGCUUCCUCAUCCGGGUACUUUGACCCCAGUGCCUGCUAUUGGCCUGAGCUGAGUCUCGUGAUCAAAGAAACUUUGCACGCUCCGCUUCUUUGCUGGGAGGGGUGGGCUUUUAUAGAGCAGUAAAACGACACAAAGAAGGAAAAUUUAUUUCUUCCCCCUCCCUAAAUUAAUGAUCAUGAGCUCGUAUUUGAUGAACUCGAACUACAUCGAUCCUAAAUUUCCUCCGUGCGAAGAAUAUUCGCAAAAUGACUACAUCAGUGCUGAAUGUUACAGACGCGCCCGGGACGCCGACUACCAGCAGGAGUUGUUAUAUCCUCAAAGUGUCACCUACCAGGAGGGCAAAUAUGAGUGUGAAAGCAUUCCCCAGCACGGGGGGCAUUUACACGGGGCAAAAACAUACACACCUCCGACUGCUGCCCCUGCCACCCAGACAACUGCCCCAGAACUGCCCUCCGACAGCAAAGAGCCCGUGGUGUAUCCCUGGAUGAAGAAAAUCCACUCCAGUGCAGCGAACUCUUAUGGUUCAGAGCCCAAGCGAUCCCGCACCGCUUACACCCGCCAGCAGAUCCUGGAGCUGGAGAAGGAAUUUCACUACAGCAGAUAUUUAACCAGGAGGAGAAGAAUCGAGAUCGCCAACACGCUGUGUCUGAAUGAGAGGCAGAUCAAAAUCUGGUUUCAGAACCGCAGGAUGAAAUGGAAGAAAGAUCACAGAUUACCCAAUACCAAGGUCCGACCUUCAUCCUCCUCCUCUUCCUCAUCUUCCUCAAACAGUGCAGCGCGAGACCAGGACAUCACAAAAAUUUAGACAGAGAGAUAUUUUAUGGACACCAGUAUACGCAACAAAACAGAAUUUAAUUUAUUUUUAGUUAAGUUAUUUUAUUUUUCAUUUCAAAUUAAACUUCAUUAACUAUAGCUGAUUCGUAAGUAUUUAUUUCGUAUGUUCUUUAUAUUAAUAUAAUGAACAGGACACAUUCUGUCCGCAGUCCAUUUGCCAGCUUGCACAUUGUUAGGUAUUUAUACAAUUUAAGUUAAUUAAUUUGUUAUUUAUGUGGUGUUUUUUAAUUUUUUUUUUUAAUGUAAUGAAUCUAAAGGUUUAGCCUUUAAUAUAAUACGGGGUACUUACAGGAAAAAAAAAACAACAACGUAGGCUUUUUUCGUAUCUGUGACGCGCGCUGGAUGUUAGAUGGUGAUUUUUAACUUGUAGAAAGUCUUGUAAAAUGCACUUGGUGUUAUUUUGUGCUGUAAGUGAUUGUGGUCAAUAAAAGUUGUCAAUGCAUCAAAUGUGA
Messenger RNA from Ictalurus punctatus (channel catfish), 3013 nucleotides. RefSeq names its product homeobox protein Hox-C4. The transcript has 2 exons. Gene Ontology annotation, molecular function: RNA polymerase II cis-regulatory region sequence-specific DNA binding; DNA-binding transcription factor activity, RNA polymerase II-specific. The coding region runs from base 1897 to 2532 and encodes 211 amino acids. The record is from RefSeq and is a predicted model, not a curated record. Gene Ontology annotation, biological process: embryonic skeletal system morphogenesis; regulation of transcription by RNA polymerase II; anterior/posterior pattern specification. Gene Ontology annotation, cellular component: nucleus. Lineage: Eukaryota; Metazoa; Chordata; Actinopteri; Siluriformes; Ictaluridae.